GCUUUGGUACACCGCGCCGUUUUAUUACGUAAACCUAGGAUGCGCCGAUGAUGUAAUCUGCUCUGCAACUGCAGCUGCAAUGGCUUCCACCAUUUUGGAAUCUGGAGCUGUCAAAGAUCAAUACCGUCAUAUUUGAGAAAGGAAAAGGAAGAUAAAUCAAUACCGUCAUAUUUGAGAAAGAGAAAUGGGCUCUUCCUCGUCCAUCAGAGCAUUUGUCGCCACUCUUCGCAGGUUUUCUCAUGGGUUCUCCUCCAAAUGCCCCUACUCCUUUUCCCUCCAAAAAAAUGGUUUGCUGAAGAGAAAUUUAUCAUUCCCAUCCACAGUAUCAACGUAUUCCCCGUUAUGUUCGUAUGAGAACAAUUACAGUGGUCAUUAUCUUCAAGCGAGAAAGAUAUGGGCAUUCCAUCCUGUCUGUAUGGGCAGGCGUUCCUGCAAAAUCGCUGGCAGAAAGGGGGCGCAAGAUGCAAAGAAAGCAAAACUUUAUGCAAGAAUUGGAAAGGAAGUUGUAUCUGCUGUAAAGAAAGGGAGUCCAAAUACCAUUUCAAACACAGCUCUGGCUGCUGUACUUGAGAAAGCCAAGGAGCUUGAUGUACCAAAGGAAAUUCUAGACCGCAACAUUAAGAAAGCUUCUGAGAAAGGACAAGAGGCUUACAUUGAGAAGAUCUAUGAGGUAUAUGGUUAUGGUGGAGUUAGUAUGGUAGUUGAGGUCUCGACAGACAAGAUAAAUCGUUCUGUGGCAGCUGUUAGAGAAGUAGUGAAGGACUAUGGAGGAAAGAUGGCAGAUCCAGGAUCUGUAAUGUUCAAGUUCAGACGUGUCCGUGUUGUAAAUGUAAAGGUCACCAAUGUUGACAAAGAUCAUCUCCUUGCCAUUGCUUUAGAUGCCGGUGCUGAGGAUGUAAUUGAACCUCCACUUUAUGAAGAUGAUACUGAAGAAGAAAGGUCGGAAAGCUAUUAUAAAAUUGUAAGUGCAUCUGAGAACUACGCAGAGAUUCUAUCAAAACUACGUGAGGAUGGGAUGAAAUUUGAGCCUGAUAAUGGUUCCGAGCUGCUUCCAAUGACCACCAUAGAGGUAGAUGAUGAGGCUAUGGAAUUAAACAAGGAGCUUAUGAGCAAAUUACUUGAACUUGACGAUGUUGAUGCCGUUUAUACAGACCAGCAAUGAUAAAAUGUAUCUCUGGUUGUCAUCUUAACAAUUGAAUUCGGGUUUUGGUGCUGGUGGAAAGUAUUAGGUACAUCCAAUUCGAGUACGAGUGCAACAUUUAACUGGUCUUUGUUACUCGAUAAAGUAUGAUGCCCAAUACUUCACUGGUUGGGAGGCAGGGCCAUUGAUACCUUGUUGCUUAUAUUUCCAUUUCACAAAAGAGAGAAUUUCAGUCACAGCUCGGUUAUUAUAUCUGGAAGAACAGUGAAUACUGAGAUCUUUCUUUCUGAAGGACAGGUCAUAAAUUUCUUUUUUGCCCCAGUAGAUGUAUAAUGAUUAGUUUUUGAUAUAUCCAGAAUAUAUCUUCUUUAGCAAUCAUUUACUAUA
Messenger RNA from Carya illinoinensis, 1528 nucleotides. RefSeq names its product probable transcriptional regulatory protein At2g25830. Lineage: Eukaryota; Viridiplantae; Streptophyta; Magnoliopsida; Fagales; Juglandaceae. The transcript has 7 exons. The record is from RefSeq and is a predicted model, not a curated record. Gene Ontology annotation, cellular component: chloroplast. Bases 185 to 1162 code for a protein of 325 amino acids.